This is a messenger RNA of Durusdinium trenchii, 1194 nucleotides long. The record is from the annotation of a GenBank genome assembly. Lineage: Eukaryota; Dinophyceae; Suessiales; Symbiodiniaceae.
AGGCCAUUCGAGACGUCUUGCGGCUCCUGGCAGAGCGAGGUGUUCGAACUCUGGAGAGAAGGAGCGGUUGCGUGAAGUGGGACGAGGAGAUGGAACUGCCCUCCAAGAGACGAAGAUUUUGGACGAGGCUAACUGUGAAGUAUUGCAUUGAUGGGAUUUGCUACCCCAUUUUGCUGGCCUCCUCCAGAAGCAUCGUGAUGGACGCCCAGGAGAAUUCCUGGGAGUCAAUGUGCCGAUGGGGCCGAGAGGAGGGCCUUUGGUCUCUUUUUGCUGGACUUACAGCAUCUUUGUUAUCAACUGCCAUUGAAGAGGCCAUGGAGAUGAUCUUGGCCUAUUGCAUUGAAAGACAGGCCAAAGGCAACCUUGACAUCUCCGACAAGUUAGUUCUAAAGGCUUGCGGAAGCUCGGUCGUGUCUGUGUUCACGUCACCGGUGAACUACGUGGGGAUUAUCCAAAGGUGCCAAUCCCGCUUGCCUGGUCUUCCAGAGCCUCGCAGUGUGGCAUCGAUCCUCUACGGAUUGCCAUGGCGAGGAUCCUUCAAUCAGCUGCUGCUCUUUGGGGGUAUCCUGACGCUCAACGUGAGGCUCAUUCAGUGGAAGUUGCAGCAGGAGAGAGAUGAAGAGGAAUAGGUCGGCCAAAAAGUUGUCUCAAGGAUGCAACAAUACAAGUCUCACGAUUUUGCGGAAAUGACGUUUAUGUUCAAUCAUUGGUCCAUAGCCAUUUGGCUCAAUUUUGAUCCACGAGCACCUCAAAAGGAUGGGCUGCGAAAUGCAAGUUUUGUGUCGAGUUGAUUUUUAUUCAGUAGCAAGAAGCUACUAGGAGCAAAGGGCAUCGCUACUAGGAGCAAGAACGCUACUGGGGGCUCCUGGCAUCGCUACUAGGAGCAAGGACGCUACUAGGAUUUGACGGCGAUCGGACGCUACGAACGGGGCACAGGUUUUGCGUGGAAGAAACCGUUGCAGGGUCCUGGUUGUUGUGGUUGGGUCAGCAGACUUUGCAGGUAGAUUCCUUUGCUACUAAUGUUAAUUCUUGCUCCUAGUAGUAAGGCCCUUGCUCCUAGUAGCGUUCUUGUUCCUAGUAGCGGUUGGGCCAGCCGCCAGGGAAUGACCUCGUGACAUAAACGAUGCCGUCAGGAUGAUCCGUGCCCUUGUUGCUUCUGCACUACUUGGCAGCUCUGCUGCCCUGGAGCUCACA